AUGAGGCAUUCACUUGUCCUCCCCACAGCUUCAUACAUCGAACACGGUUCAUCCGGCGCACCCAUUUUGGGUCUUAUCAAGGUCACAGCUUCCUCCAUUCUCCAGGUUGUCAUUCUCUCCUUGGUUGGAUAUAUUCUUGCCCGGCGAGGAAUCAUCGAUAAACGAACCCAGACCAAGAUCAAUAAGCUUAAUGUCUCCUUUUUCACCCCAGCCUUGCUUUUUUCCAAGGUAGCUUUUACCCUCAAUCCCGCAAGGUUGGCCGAGUUGAUCAUCGUGCCGUUGGGGUUUGUCAUUGUUACGGUCGUAUCGACACUGAGUGCAGUGGUGCUAUCGUGGAUGGCGAGCUUAUCGACGGCGCAGAGGAAUUUUGCGAUUGCUUGUGCGAUUUCGCCCAAUUCGAAUUCGUUGCCGGUUGCGUUGAUGCGGUCGUUGGUGGUUACUGUGCCUCAGCUGCACUGGGAUGAGCAGGGGGAGCCGGAGGACACUGUGGAUGGCAUGUUGGGAAGAGCGUUGACUUAUUUGGUGCUUUUUAGUACGCUGGGCAUGUUUCUUCGUUGGAGUGUCGGUGCAAAACUGCUUAGUAGUGUAGAGGAGAAUGUUGAGAACGAGAACAACAAUGUUGAUCGUGCUUCCGAAACCAGCAACCCGAACCCAUCCUCGUCCGCUAGCGAAAAUGACAGUCAUCAGGGUCGACCAUGCAUCACCCUUCGUCGUCCCACUGGCGAGCGACGGCCUAUACGAACGAGGACCGGUCCUCCUGCUUGGGCACGCAGCUUUCCCAACUCACCGGAUGCUAAUGCCCAGAAUUACGGUGCUGCUCGCGGCGACGACGGUCACGAUUCCGAUGUCGAAGAUGAACCCCUGGAAGCAUACGAAGAAGAAGGCCAGAUCACUCUCCCAGGUGCAAGCAACAGUCGUGAGAAUCGUUCAUGUUGGAAAAACUUGUCCACGAGCUGCAAAAAAUGGAUUCACAACCUCAUCCUUCGUCCGCUCUAUGCUAUUGGCGGGUUCAUGACUGCGCCACUCUACGCAGCUGUAAUUUCGCUGGUUGUUGCUGUGAUUCCACCACUGCAGAAGUUGAUCGAUUCGUUGGAACCUCUCGUUGGCGCGCUCGAGACAGCAGGCGCUUGUAGUAUCCCGCUGACGAUGGUGGUGUUGGGUGCCUACUUUGUUGCUGAUGCUUCAGCAGUGCAGCAGGCGGCGAGGCAGGGGUCGAUUCCGAAGGUUGUACCUCCUAGUGCACCGGUGGGCGAUGGAUCGACUUGUGCUACUGGUCCUCAACCUACUGCGCUAGAGCGGGUUAAGGCAACAGGAAACCGUGGUACUGCAAGCGAGGUUGAAGAUGAUCCUUGGCGUCAAGCUUCUCUUGAAUCAUCUACUGUGUCUGGUCAGUCGACACUGGUGCAUGCCAAAGAUACCAAGAGGAAAAGAUUGGGUUCGUGGAUGGGGAAAAACCCUUGGAACAGCGGCUCAUCCAGCAAUGGUGGAUCGGAUAUCGAAGAAGUUCGGUACGUUGAAGAGCCAACAUGCUUUAGUCAAGCUUGCACCUCCAACUCGUCCAAUUCGCCUCUUCUCGGCGGAGAAUGGGAUCAAGCAGCACGCAACGCAGAUCUCAACUCUCGCAACUCAGCUGGACGUUUACAGAAGGCAAGCGCAAAACAGGCUUUGGUGACGACUAUGGAACGACGUACGAUCGCAGUCGCUAUUUCAUCCCGUAUGAUCCUAACUCCUCUCAUCCUGCUGCCUUUCGUAGCAUGGUACGCAAUUGCUACCGCAAGCAAUGUCAUGGAUGAUCCUGUCUUCGUCGCUUGCGCCUGCCUCAUCAUUGGUUCCCCACCAGCCUUGACACUGGCACAGAUUACAAGUCAAAGUGCACAUGGAAAUCCCAGCUUCGAAAGAUUGAUCAGUAAAACUAUCUUUACUGCUUACACCUUCCUGGCUGCUCCAACAACGAUCGCUUUGGUCUUGACUGCUUUGGUGAUUACAGGGAAUGAUGGGAAUAGGGGGUUUGCACCGUGA
This is a messenger RNA of Ustilago hordei, 2019 nucleotides long. RefSeq lists its product as uncharacterized. Lineage: Eukaryota; Fungi; Basidiomycota; Ustilaginomycetes; Ustilaginales; Ustilaginaceae. Gene Ontology annotation, cellular component: membrane; endoplasmic reticulum. The transcript has a single exon. Bases 1 to 2019 code for a protein of 672 amino acids. The record is from RefSeq and is a predicted model, not a curated record. Gene Ontology annotation, biological process: transmembrane transport.